Messenger RNA from Amyelois transitella, 3147 nucleotides. Its product is annotated as arrestin homolog. The transcript has 10 exons. Bases 10 to 1542 code for a protein of 510 amino acids. Lineage: Eukaryota; Metazoa; Arthropoda; Insecta; Lepidoptera; Pyralidae. Gene Ontology annotation, cellular component: cytoplasm. Gene Ontology annotation, biological process: G protein-coupled receptor internalization; signal transduction. The record is from RefSeq and is a predicted model, not a curated record. Gene Ontology annotation, molecular function: G protein-coupled receptor binding.
AAUCCCGAAAUGACAUCGGAUAACGCACUCAAUUCUCAAAGGGUCUUCAAGAAAUCGUCUCCCAACAACAAACUGACGCUCUACCUGGCGUCCCGAGACCUGGUGGUGGACAAUGGCUGCAUCGACAAGAUCCAGGGGGUCCUGCACGUGGACCCUGAGCAUUUGGAGAACAAGAAGCUGUUUGGACAGGUCACAUUAACAUUUAGGUAUGGCAGAGAAGAUGAAGAGGUGAUGGGGCUCAAAUUCUGCAACGAAGCUAUAAUGAGUAUUGCUCAAGUCUGGCCGGCUCACUGUAACCAUGAAAGAGAACCUAACACGCCUUUACAGGAUGCUCUGAUCAGACGAUUGGGAUCCAACGCGUAUCCGUUCCACCUAGAGCUGACGCCACUAGCGCCACCCAGCGUCCAACUGGUCCCAGCCAAGCAGUACCACGGCGCGCCCAUUGGCACCUCGUAUGAUGUCCGAGCAUAUAUAGCGGAUCGUGUAGACGAGAAAGUGUCAAGACGGAAUACAGUGCGUAUGGGCAUCAGAGUUCUCCAGGGCCCAGGGCGGCCGAUACCUCCAGUGCUACCCACGUCACUUGCACAGAGCUCACCUCACCAUACUUUCAGCGCAUUGACUCAUCAUAAUGUGCUGAGAUACAAAAACAAAACAAAAACUGAAUCAGACGAAAACUGUCGGCCGAAGAGAGGAGAAUAUGAAAACGCCGAGCCCCCACCGCCCCACGCCGCCGUCGAAAAGCCCUUUUUGUUGUCGGAUGGCAGGGUGGAGCUGGAGGCGUGGUUGGACAAAGCUACGUACUCUCACGGGGAGUCGAUCAACGUGAGUGUGGUGGUCGCCAAUCAUUCGUCGAGAACCGUGCGGCGAAUCAAGACGUUAGUUGUGCAACACGUGGACGUGUGCAUGUUUUCAAAUGGAAAGUUCAAGAAUGUGGUGGCACUGGUGAAGUGCGGAGGGACACCGGUGAUACCUGGCCAGACUAUCACGAAAACGUUCACCUUGACCCCGCACAGAGGUGUUACCAAAAAUUGGAUAGCGUUAGAAGAUUCAUACUCCAAAACAGGAGCAAGCCUUGCCUCUACUGUUCUUUGCAACAAUACUCCAGAAGAUCGAAAUGUUUUUGCCAUUUAUGUAUCUUAUUACGUUAAAGUAAAGCUGUCUCUCGGCACGAUCGGCGGAGAUGUCUCGUUAAAACUACCUUUUACACUUACACAUUCAUGUAUCAAUGAAGCUCCAACCGAUAGCGUUAUAGAAGAAGCUACACCAAAAAUCAUCCUGGAAGGAAAAGAAAACAGUGAAGAAGAGGAGACAGAAAAAGACCAACAAAACAAUAAUGGUGUUAAUGACAAUCAAGAAACAGCAUUCAAUGAUGAGGCUGAGGUCAAUUCUCCCGACGAUCACCGACUUGUUGCUGACGUACUUGUAAAUAUUGAGAAUAAAAUUGAAAAACCAAAGGUAUUCGAAGGUACAGAAGUACGUGCGGUGAAACCUAAUGAAGAUGAGUUAGACCUAAUCGUGAAAUACCCAGGUUCUGAUACGUGAUCCGACGAGGAGUGCAAUUUAGUUGCAGAUAGAAAAAAGACUGAAAGAGUCGACAAUGAACUACCAAAAGUGGCCACGGUGUGUAAAGGUGAUAUGCAAAUUCACAAAAGUGGCUUUGCUGAAAAUUUGAAAAGGGCUGUAUGUUGUAUAGAUAGACGCAGACAGUCAUAGCUCAGAUCGAAGGACCAUAAUGUAACCUUAGAUAUUUAUUUAAAAGUUCAUAUUAAAUUAAUAUUCUUGAGAUGUACCAACAUUGUAGAUAUUGUUUUAGAUUUAAAGUAAUUGUAUUUUCUAGACAUUAUUGUAGCUGAUGUUCACGCAAAACUAUUUUAAACAAAAACAAUGAUAAAACAUAAAAUAUCUUAUUAUGUAAACUUAUUAUGAUAUACCUACUAUUCAUAAAACUUCGAUAAAAAUACAGUGAAAUUUUAACUACAAUGUAUUUAUAAAAGUUAUUUUCUAUAUGUGUGUAGAGAAUUUUUGAAAGCACUGAAGUAAUGUUUAGAAUUACUAACGAUGUCAAUGAAAUAGGUUUGAUAAAAGUAUAUUCUAGUCACUAUACCUAAUUAAUCGUGUUAAGGUGUCUUCAAAUUCAGUGUUUAUAAAAGUAUAGAUCUUAUCAUAAAAGCUACUUUUAAUUAUAUUGACCAAACAAAGUCUAUCAUCUAAUUAAUUUAAAGUAUUUUUUUUACUUUAAGUCUUUUUUAAUAGCAUGUAGGUACUAACGAUGUAUCACCUUAACGUUCAUAUAUAGUGACACCUUAACUAAAAUAAGGUAAUGUUAUCAAUUAAUAUUAAGAAUAUUUGUGAAGACUUGGCUAGAGCCGUCAUUGAAGCCUGAAUGGAUAUUACGCUUACUAAAUUGUAGUCUGUGUUAGUAAUUGUAUAAACUAAUUAAUUAUAUUCAUAUAAAUUAUUAAGAAAUAUAAGUACCUAUUGUAAAUGUAUUUCUGUAUUAUACCCACAAUUACAGAAAAUAUUUCGAGACGACAUUAUUAUCAUGAUUUUCGAUGGAUGGUAUUUUUUAUUUCAACUUCUGCGACUGCUCGAAAUCUCGCUCAUAUCUGUUCCCGUGGGAAUUUUGGGAACCUAUGUCAAUUAAUCAGUUACCUCCUUUUUAUACUAUCAUAAUUUUUUUUUCUAUAAAAUAAUCCACAUUUUUUAUGAAUGGACGGCCUAAUCUUUCAUUUACAUAAUGCUAAUCACCUAAAUGGACUUUAUUAUUAAAUUGCAGUAAUAAUGAUCAAAGUCACUUUACUUUCAUUUGACGUCAUUAAUAUUCAUUGGAAAAUCCAUUAGAAAAUAUAUUCUUAAGGUUAAAAUAAACGUCAUUCUUCUGUCAUAGUCUGGAGAAAUACUCAAAGAUAAAGAAAUAACACUUGAUAUAUCGUUGAACAUGAAUAUAUUUUAGUUAUAAUUCAAAUAAAAUAUGACAAAUUUACAUCUACCUUAAGAUUUUAGACUGCUUUGAAUAUAUUAUCAUUACUAUUCUUCUACAAUUAAGCAUACAGAAAAUAUUUGUAAAAUUAAACUUUUAAAUUUAUAUAUUAAUUACAACACAGAUAUUUUAUCCAGCGAAAUUUCGAAGUUUAAUGUGAUUUCAGA